Molecule: messenger RNA, 846 nt
Organism: Caenorhabditis remanei
Lineage: Eukaryota; Metazoa; Nematoda; Chromadorea; Rhabditida; Rhabditidae
Exons: 4
Coding region: 1-846 (281 amino acids)
Cellular component (GO): cytosol
Molecular function (GO): holo-[acyl-carrier-protein] synthase activity; magnesium ion binding
Source: RefSeq, a predicted model, not a curated record
AUGCGGGUUCGAUGGGCGAUUUCGUUGGAAGACACAAUUACAUCUCCCACCUUUCAAAACAUAUUCAGGCGAGCAGUGUUAUGUGCAUCGGAAGAAGAUGUGGAUCAACAGAGGAGAUUUCGAUUCAAAGAAGAUGCACUGGCUUGUCUCAUCGGUAGAUUGAUGCCAAGAAAAGCCGCCGUUCUUCAUACAUCGAAUUCUUGGUCUUCAUUGGAGUUCGUCCGUACCGAAAUCGGAAAACCCUCUCUAGUUCAGUCUUCUUCCGCUCCAAAUUUUGAAUACAAUGUUUCUCAUCACGGAGAUCUCGUUGUUUUGGCUACAGGUGAAACAAGAAUUGGUGUUGAUGUGAUGAGAGUUGAUGAAGCUCGUCGAGAGACAGCUGUUGAGCAGAUGGAUACAUUGAAAAGACAUUUCAGUGAAGAAGAGAUUCAAACAGUGAAAGGAGGAGAGAAAAGCGAAAUGAAAAGAUGGCAUGCAUUCUAUAGGAUUUGGUGUCUGAAAGAGUCAAUUCUGAAGGCAACAGGCGUCGGACUUCCUGAUGGAUUGCACAAUCACACUUUUCAAAUGAAUCGAAACUAUGAUCAUAUUCCAGGAAAUUCCACAACAUCAUCUCUAUAUUUUCAUCGAUCCACUCCCCAACCUCAAUGGACUUUCGAAGAGUCGUUCAUCGGUGAAAAACAUUGUGUAGCUGUGGCUUCGGAAUCCUCUUCACCUUCAGAAAACGUUAUUCCAUUUGAAAUGAAAUCUUUAGAAGAGAUUUUAAAAGACGCUGAUUUUAUAAAUGUAACUGCUGAUGUUGAUGAGGAACUUGAAGUUUUCAUGGAGAAACCGAAUAAACCAUUUUAA